This is a messenger RNA of Podospora anserina S mat+, 1161 nucleotides long. RefSeq lists its product as uncharacterized. The transcript has a single exon. The coding region runs from base 1 to 1161 and encodes 386 amino acids. The record is from RefSeq and is a predicted model, not a curated record. Gene Ontology annotation, molecular function: rRNA (adenine-N6,N6-)-dimethyltransferase activity. Gene Ontology annotation, cellular component: mitochondrial matrix. Gene Ontology annotation, biological process: rRNA methylation. NCBI's taxonomy places the organism in Eukaryota, Fungi, Ascomycota, Sordariomycetes, Sordariales, Podosporaceae.
AUGGCCAGCAUAUUCUCAAGAACCCCGGCAUCAGCGACGCCAUUGUCGAAAAGGCCUACCUCAAGCCCACCGAUGUCGUCGUCGAAAUCGGUCCUGGUACCGGUAACAUCACCGUCCGCGCCCUGGAAAAGGCAAAGAAGGUCAUUGCCAGUAUGCCGCCCCCCUUCCUUCCUUCCUUCCUUUCUUCCACCCCCUACCCCCUUUUCAAGUACUAAUGUUCCCUCUUUCUCAGUCGAUAUCGACCCCCGCAUGGGCGCCGAAGUAACCAAGCGCGUCCAAGGCACCCCCCUGGCCAAAAAGCUCGAAGUCAUCCUCGGUGACGUGAUCAAAAUGCCCGAAAUGCCCCCCUGCGACGCCCUCAUCUCCAACACACCCUACCAAAUCUCCUCUCCUCUGAUCUUCAAGAUGCUCGCCAUGCCCAACCCUCCCCGCGUGGCGGUCCUCAUGUUCCAGCGCGAGUUUGCCAAACGCCUCGUCGCCAAACCCGGCGACGCGCUCUACUCCCGUCUGUCGGUCAAUGUCAACUUUUGGGCCACCUGCAAGCACAUCAUGAAGGUGGGGAAACAAAACUUUAAGCCGCCUCCCAAGGUGGAGAGUGACGUUGUUAGGAUUGAGCCGUUGAUUGGGUCGGCGAGGCCGAAUAUUGCUUUUGAUGAGUUUGAUGGGUUGUUGAGGAUUGCGUUCAACAGGAAGAACAAGACGUUGAAUGCGUCAUUUGCGAUCAAGGAGGUUUUGGCCAUGUGUGAGAGGAAUUACAAGGUGUAUUGCUCGUUGAAUAAUAUUCCUGUUGAUGAAGGGGCUGCUGCGGGGACGGGGGCGGUGGUGGGGGAGGAAGAGGGGAUGGAUGUUGAUAUGGAUGAUGAUGGAGCGGAUGCGGAUGAUAAUGAGGAGGAGGAGGAGGAUGAUAACGGGAUGGAUGUGGAAGACGAUGAGGAUAUGCCCGAGUUUUUCAAGGAGAUGAAGGACGAGGAGGACAAGGCCGCCGUUGCCAAAACGCCGAGCAGGAACCCCAAGUCAAAGGUUGCGAUGGUGGUCAAGGCCAAGGUCAACAAGGUGCUUGCGAGCACGGGGCUGGGGGAGAAGAGAGCGAGGCAGUGCGAUCAGAACGACUUUUUGAAGCUAUUGGUGGCGUUCCACGAGGAGGGUAUUCAUUUCUCCUAG